AUGGCUGCCUCAGGCCUGAUGGUCUCCCUACUAUUCGCGGCGGCCGCCGCCGCCUGCGGCGCCGCCGGGGCGAGCACGGCGCUGGACGAGGUGUGCGGGGUCCUGGGCGGGUACUACGUGACGCCGGCGGCCUGCGCGUCGGCGCUCUGCCGCGACCCCUCGCCGCCGCCGUGCCGCGCCGCGCGCGACGCGGGCGCGGUGGCGGCGCUCGCGGCCCGGCUCGCGGCGGCGAACGCCACCGCGGCCAGGGACAGCGUCGCGGCUGCCGCGGCGGCGGCCGCGGAGCCGGCGGGCCUGCGGGCGUGCCUGCGGCUGUACGACGGCGCCGCGGCGGCGCUGGAGUGGGCGGCGGGGUCCGUGGCCGCGGGGCUGUACCCGGGCGCCCGGGAGGUGAUGCAGGCGGCGCAGUACGUGCCCGCCGGGUGCGACGGCGUGGCCGCCGGGGCGGCGGUGCCCGCGGAGAACGGCGGCUUCGACGCGAUGGCCACCGUGGCGCACGCCGUGCUCGCCUCCUUGUCCAAGAGCCACUGA
Messenger RNA from Panicum hallii, 531 nucleotides. Its product is annotated as antifreeze protein Maxi-like. The transcript has a single exon. Gene Ontology annotation, molecular function: enzyme inhibitor activity. Lineage: Eukaryota; Viridiplantae; Streptophyta; Magnoliopsida; Poales; Poaceae. Bases 1 to 531 code for a protein of 176 amino acids. The record is from RefSeq and is a predicted model, not a curated record.